This is a messenger RNA of Melozone crissalis (California towhee), 3252 nucleotides long. RefSeq names its product SWI/SNF related, matrix associated, actin dependent regulator of chromatin, subfamily d, member 3 (gene SMARCD3). Gene Ontology annotation, biological process: regulation of transcription by RNA polymerase II. Gene Ontology annotation, cellular component: nucleus; SWI/SNF complex. The coding region runs from base 1110 to 2480 and encodes 456 amino acids. The record is from RefSeq and is a predicted model, not a curated record. Lineage: Eukaryota; Metazoa; Chordata; Aves; Passeriformes; Passerellidae. The transcript is spliced from 14 exons.
GGCUCGCUCGGAGGGCAGGCAGGAAGGGGGAGCCCGGUGCUCGUUCACCGCUCCCGAACGUGGGCUGCAGGUCCCCUCGGGAGGGUCUCCUUUAGCAGGGACUGACUUUACCGAGGGAGACACCAUCACUCUUCUGGAUUUGUCCAUCCUGCCCUGACAUGGUCCAUCCAUCCUCUGGAGAGAAGGGUCCUCUUCUUAACACCCUGUCCCUGGUGACAGCCCAGCGCUGCCCUGCAUCUAACUGACUGCUGUCUCUGGUGCUCCAGCAACAACCAGCCUUCACACAGGAGAUGGCAGCUUUUGAGAGAGAGUAUUUGAUUUGCUGCCUCUAAGAUGCCUCUCAGUUCUUUCUUCAGAGGGAGAUACAUGGUCCAAGAUACUCGCUCAGGACUAACACAUUUGUGUCUGUGGGAGACUGAUGCUCUGCGUGGCCUUCUGGAAUAUCUCCUGACUUCCCACACAUGCAAACCAUCUCACUUUGGCAUUAAGAGUUUGCUGCUGGAGAUUGCUGCUCCUUCCCUCCCUCCUGUUCCCUGAAGCCUGAACUCUUCUCUGUUCCCUCCAACACCAUGGCCUGUGGAAGAUCCCUGUGUGCAAGUUGCUGCAGGGAGAAACUGAGGUAGAAUUUAAAUGGGGGACUGAGGAGCAAGCAACGUCAUUCGCCAGUUAGCAUGAUCUGGGAGAGUGUGCACUAACUGUCCUUGCCUGGUGCCGUCAGCACUGCCCUUCUUGGAGACUUCACCCUACCACCCAUCCAAGGAAGUCCUGCAGCUUCUGAAGAUAACCAGUUCCUUGGUGUUGUCUCAGAAGCAAUGAACAAUCUGCUGUUUUCCACGGGGACACCACCAACCAAACGAGCUGAGCUCUCUGUGAGGAGGAACUUGCAGCUUGGCCUUGCCCCUAAGGCAGGAGCUGGAUCCAAAUGCAUCCUCAGCCUGCUGUCUUAGAGCUGUUCCUGCUUAAGGUCAAUGAGAACAUCUCCUGCUAAUUCAUCAUGACAUAAUAUCUGGUCUCCUGCUUCAUCCACAGGAUAAGUUUCUUGAUUCCUCUUGGUGUACACAGAUGUGACUCCAGGUGUUGAGCUGCCCUGUCCGACACAGCGUCCUGGGAUGCCAUCAGGAGCUCGAAUGCCCCAUCAGGGGGCUCCCAUGGGUCCUCCAGGCCCCCCGUACGUCGGAAGCCCCUCGGUGCGACCUGGGAUGCCCCAGACUGUGAUGGAAACAACAAGAAAACGCACUGCACCACAGCAGGUCCAGCAGCAGCAGGUGCAGCAGCAAGUGCAGCAGCAGCAGCAAGCUACUCAGAACCGGGCUAGGAGUGCCAAGAGGAGGAAGAUGGCUGACAAAAUUCUCCCUCAGAGGAUCCGGGAGCUGGUUCCUGAGUCGCAGGCCUACAUGGAUCUCUUGGCCUUUGAGCGCAAGCUGGACCAGACCAUCAUGCGGAAGCGCGUGGACAUUCAGGAGGCACUGAAGAGACCAAUGAAGCAAAAGCGGAAACUGAGACUUUACAUCUCCAACACAUUUAAUCCUGCAAAAUCAGAUGCUGAUGACUCUGACGGCAGCAUUGCUUCGUGGGAGCUGCGUGUGGAGGGGAAGCUCCUGGAUGAUCUCAGCAAACAGAAACGGAAGUUUUCAUCUUUUUUUAAGAGUUUGGUUAUUGAACUGGACAAAGAUCUUUAUGGACCUGACAAUCAUCUUGUGGAGUGGCACAGAACUCCCACAACCCAGGAGACAGAUGGCUUCCAGGUGAAGAGGCCUGGGGAUGUCAGUGUGCGGUGCACAUUACUCCUCAUGUUGGAUUACCAGCCCCCCCAGUUCAAGCUGGACCCGCGGCUGGCCCGCCUCCUGGGCAUCCACACGCAGACACGCUCGGCCAUCAUCCAGGCCCUCUGGCAGUACAUCAAAACAAACAAGCUGCAGGACUCCCACGACAAGGAAUACAUUAACUGCGACAAGUACUUCCAGCAGAUCUUUGACUGUCCACGGUUAAAGUUUUCUGAGAUUCCCCAGAGACUCACUAACCUGCUGCUGCCGCCAGACCCAAUAGUGAUAAACCACAUCAUCAGUGUUGACCCCAACGAUCAGAAGAAGACGGCUUGUUAUGACAUAGAUGUAGAAGUUGAAGACCCAUUAAAGGGCCAGAUGAGUAGUUUUCUUCUCUCAACAGCUAACCAACAGGAGAUAACAGCAUUGGAUAACAAGAUUCAUGAGACAAUUGAAUCCAUAAAUCAGCUAAAAAUACAACGUGAUUUCAUGCUGAGUUUCUCCAAGGAUCCCAAAGGAUACAUCCAAGACCUUCUCCGGUCCCAAAGCAGGGAUCUUAAGGUGAUGACUGAUGUGGUUGGAAACCCGGAGGAAGAGCGCAGAGCUGAAUUUUAUCACGAGCCAUGGUCCCAAGAAGCUGUGAGCAGAUAUUUCUACUGCAAGAUCCAGCAGCGCCGACAGGAAUUGGAGCAAUCUUUGGGAGUGCGUAACACAUAAGUACUGCUCACAAGAUUCCAUUGGCAUCGCGACCACCAAACCAGUGGACUUCUCAGUGUUACUUAGCUCACUGUUACACAUGGACCUGCUUCCUGACUGGAUGAGAACGUGCCGUCAGCACACCAGUCAGAACACCAGCUUUAGAGUGACCCUUGGAAAUCUUGCCCAGGACAGGUGUCUCAAACCAUUCCAAGCCAGAGACAGCACCAUACAAGUGUCAGUGUGAAAGAAGACUAAAGGUUCACUCAUCAACGCACAUUGUUCAGUUUUAGUGGAAAGUUAGACACUACACAGCAAAUCCUUAUGGGCUAUGCUUAGAAUCAUGGGUGGCACCGAUGGUGGAGGUUGAGAUAGGUGUUCUAGGAGACUACAGAUUUAGAGAAAUAAAUGCAGCUCUUACCCUAUGGUACCCAAGAGUCUCAAACAGUAACUUAUCUGGAAUUAGACAAGAUAGUCUUUCUUAUAGCUGUGGGAUGCUUUAUAUUCCUGAAUAGAGUUUUUAUUUCAGCCAGACCAAUGCAAGAAGCUUUCUCACCCUCUGAAAGAACAAACUAGGAGCAUUUGCAUCCUGGAGUGCAGACCCCGUCUGGAAGAAAGACGUAUAGUCAGGCCAUCUCUUCUGCAGGUGCAAAUAAUUUCUCUUCCCCCUGUCCCGGCAGUGAAAGGCGGAUUGAAUCACAUAUCACUAGAUGGGUAUGAUCUGUACACUGUACUGAGAGAAAGAGAAUAUUUCCUGGGAUAAGAGCUUCUUAUGCAUCCUUAAUAUCAGUGG